CUCUGGGGAAAGCUCAGUGCUUCCCGGGUUAGGGGAAGGGGACCGAGUUUGGAACUAGUGGCGCCCGACGUCAGGGCUGCUGCGAGGAUGCGAAGGCUAAGCCUGGCGUGGCUCCUGGGAGGCGUCAUCCUUCUGGAGGCCUCGGUCUCCUGCAACCGGACCUUCCCAGGUGAGGACCUUGCACCGGGAGGGCUUAGGCGGCGGAGGAACGCUCUCGGACCCAACAGUAAAGGAAGAAGUUUAAUCGGCAGAUCGAACACCCCCGCUCCAGACUCUGGGAAAGGGGUUACAGUAGUAGAACCCGGCUUUUCCAUUGAUGAUUUCUCUACAUCCAUCCUCACUGGGAAGCUGACUACUGUCUUUCUUCCAGUCAUCUACACCAUUGUUUUUGUGAUUGGUUUGCCCAGCAAUGGCAUGGCCCUCUGGGUCUUCCUUUUCCGGACCAAGAAGAAACACCCUGCUGUGAUUUACAUGGCCAAUCUGGCCCUGGCCGACCUCCUCUCUGUCAUCUGGUUCCCCCUGAAGAUUGCCUACCACCUGCAUGGCAACAAUUGGACCUAUGGGGAUGCCCUUUGCAAGGUGCUGAUUGGCUUUUUCUAUGGCAACAUGUACUGCUCCAUCCUCUUCAUGACCUGCCUCAGCGUGCAGAGGUACUGGGUGAUCGUGAACCCCAUGGGGCACUCCAGGAAGAGGGCAAACAUUGCCGUUGGUCUCUCCCUGGCGAUCUGGCUCCUGAUUUUUCUGGUCACCAUCCCCUUGUAUGUCAUGGACCAGACCGUCUAUAUUCCGGCCCUGAACGUCACCACCUGCCAUGAUGUGCUACCUGAGGAGGUACUGGUGGGGGACAUGUUCAAUUACUUCCUCUCCCUGGCCAUUGGAGUCUUUCUGUUCCCAGCCUUCCUUACUGCCUCUGCAUACGUACUCAUGAUCAAAACCCUCCGUUCUUCCGCCAUGGAUGAGCACUCAGAGAAGAAAAGGCGGAGGGCUGUCCGACUCAUCAUCACCGUCCUGGCCAUGUACUUCAUCUGCUUCGCUCCUAGCAACCUCCUGCUGGUCGUGCACUAUUUCCUCAUUAAGAGCCGGGGCCAGAGCCACGCCUACGCCCUCUACCUGGUCGCCCUCUGCCUGUCGACCCUCAACAGCUGCAUCGACCCCUUUGUCUACUACUUUGUUUCCCAAGAUUUCAGGGAUCAGGCUAAAAACGCGCUCCUCUGUCGAAGCGUCCGCACCGUCAACCGCAUGCAAGUCUCCCUCACCUCCAGCAAGUUCUCCAGGAAAUCCAGCUCUUACGCUUCUAGUUCAACCAGCGUUAAAACUUCCUACUGAGCGGUACCUGAGGAUGGCGAGCCUGCUUCGU
This is a messenger RNA of Chionomys nivalis (European snow vole), 1357 nucleotides long. RefSeq names its product protein S100-Z. The coding region runs from base 88 to 1326 and encodes 412 amino acids. The record is from RefSeq and is a predicted model, not a curated record. Gene Ontology annotation, molecular function: thrombin-activated receptor activity; calcium ion binding. NCBI's taxonomy places the organism in Eukaryota, Metazoa, Chordata, Mammalia, Rodentia, Cricetidae. Gene Ontology annotation, biological process: positive regulation of Rho protein signal transduction; blood coagulation; thrombin-activated receptor signaling pathway. Gene Ontology annotation, cellular component: membrane; cytoplasm. The transcript is spliced from 2 exons.